Messenger RNA from Xenia sp. Carnegie-2017, 2274 nucleotides. RefSeq names its product kinesin-like protein KIF18A. The record is from RefSeq and is a predicted model, not a curated record. Gene Ontology annotation, biological process: microtubule-based movement. Gene Ontology annotation, molecular function: microtubule motor activity; ATP binding; microtubule binding. Lineage: Eukaryota; Metazoa; Cnidaria; Anthozoa; Malacalcyonacea; Xeniidae. The coding region runs from base 76 to 2274 and encodes 732 amino acids. The transcript is spliced from 11 exons.
AGUUCGAUUAACGUGAAAACGAAAUUCCUGAAAUAUUUAUACAACCUGUCGCGAAAAAAUAAAGAAUCGAUAAAGAUGGUUAGUAAAGGUUCAAAUAUGUGUCCCAGUAGAAAGCGUAAACUGUCUAAUGCUACGAAUGAAAUUGGUAAAAGCAGUAAUGUCAAAGUUGUUGUGCGAGUGCGACCAUUGAACUCGAUGGAGUUAGUUGGGAAUCAUACAAAUGUUGUUCGUCCUAUGGACGACCGUGUUGUGGUUUUCGAUCCUCACGAAGACUACGAUGCGAGCAGUUUUAUACCAAAUGCGAGAACACGUCGGCGAAGUAAUAUUCUUGAAAAGAGGGUGAAAGACUUGCGGUUUAUAUUUGAUCGUGUCUUCGAUGAGAGAUCGAACAAUGAAGAAAUAUUCAAUCAUACGACAAAGACGAUAAUCGACGGAGUUCUUAAUGGAUACAAUUGUACUGUGUUUGCAUAUGGUGCUACGGGAGCUGGCAAAACUCACACAAUGCUUGGUAAUGAUAAAACUCCUGGAGUCAUGUUUUUAACUAUGAUGGAUUUGUACAAAAGAAUUGAUGAAAUGAAAAAUGAGAAAACAUGUGAAGUAGCUGUGUCCUACCUUGAGGUCUACAAUGAAACAAUCAGAGAUUUGUUAAUGCCUGGUAAAGAUCUUGCAAUAAGAGAAGAUCCACAAAAAGGGGUUUGCGUGAAUAAUCUCACACUCCAUCAGCCAAGAAGCGCCGAAGAAUUAUUUGGUAUGUUGGAGUUUGGAAACAGAAAUCGAAGUCAACAUCCGACGGACGCCAACGCCACCUCCUCUAGGUCUCACGCGGUUUUUCAAGUGUUUGUGAGGCAGAAAAGGACUGGGUCUGGUUUGAAAGCCGAUUUUCAGGUUGCAAAGAUGUCUCUUAUUGAUUUGGCUGGUUCAGAAAGGGCGACUGUUACCAAGAAUAAAGGACCACGCAUGCGCGAAGGAGCAAACAUCAAUAAGUCAUUGUUGGCUCUUGGAAACUGCAUCAAUGCUUUAGCUGAGAACAAGAUAUACUUUUUAGAAAACGCCCACAUUCCUUAUCGCGAUAGUAAGUUGACAAGAAUUUUGAAAGAUUCACUUGGAGGCAAUUGUAAAACUGUGAUGAUUGCCGCUGUCAGUCCUUCGUCGUUAUCGUAUGAAGACACUUACAACACCUUAAAGUAUGCUGAUAGAGCAAAGAACAUCAAAUCAAGUCUUGUGAAAAAUGUAGUCAGUGUUGACCUUCACUUGAGCCAGUAUCCAAAACUCGUAAAAGAACUACAGGCAGAGGUUUGUCAAUUAAAGGAAAGACUAAAUAAAUUUGAAAUGGGUGAAGCUACGCCAAUGAAGAAAAGACGUUUGGACGAGAGUAGGAAAGACGAAUUUGAAAAGUUGAAGAGUGAGAUUAAAUCUGUGUACAAUCAGAAAGGUGACAUUCGUAAAAAUAUUCUUGAUACGGAAUGUCUUGAGAAAGAAAUGAUGGAGAAACUACAUCGAAAGAAAAGAAACAUGGAAUGGAUGAAUAUUCUUUCUUAUGACGACUUGAAAAUGAACAAGGUCGAAACAAAAGUACGAAAGUGUUUAUCAGCUACAAAAUCGCGGAUAAGACACUUAAGAGAACGACGAGAAAAGUUGAAUGAGCAGGCUCGUGAGAACAGUGAAUGGCUUCGUCGUACUCAGAAUGAUUUCAAAAUUAUUGAAUCGCUUCAAUGUUCUAUGGAUAUGCUAUCAUUUUUAACUGUGUACGAGACAUCGUGUCGCAACAAAAUACAGGCAGAUGAAUUGAUGCAAGAAGCAAAGUACUACAAGAAAUGUAUAAAAAAUUACGAAUUGCACAGGAAAAGAGAAAAGCGUUUGAUUGAGUCGUUACUAAAAUGCGUUCGUAAGCAGCACGUCGUUUUGAUGUCCUCUGAAAUGAACACUGAAGAAAUGGAUAAAGAAUAUGAAAAUAUUGUUAAUAUGGUUGAGGAUAACAGAGAGGUAGCAUGGGCCGAUCAAACGACGACCUUAGAUAACAGGGAAGUAUCUGACGGGAUAUCUUGUGCAAUAAAAAACUUAAUUUCAGGAACUCCCUGCCGUUCACCUCGAUCGCAAAGAAGGGUUUGCAGUAUUGAUCUUACACCACGUAGAAUGAACAUUGAACGAACGCCAUCGUUAACGCUUAGCUCUACUGUUCCACUACGCGUAGAAAGUGACGUCAUUCCUCAAAGAAAACAAGAUAGCUACCGAAAAUUAAGCAUCGGAUCAUUUUUGUUGUCAUUACUGAAUUAA